Chionomys nivalis (European snow vole) is the source of this 3483-nucleotide messenger RNA. It is a transcript of the gene Otoa, whose product is annotated as otoancorin. The record is from RefSeq and is a predicted model, not a curated record. Gene Ontology annotation, biological process: cell-matrix adhesion. Bases 1 to 3483 code for a protein of 1160 amino acids. Lineage: Eukaryota; Metazoa; Chordata; Mammalia; Rodentia; Cricetidae. Gene Ontology annotation, cellular component: cell surface. The transcript is spliced from 30 exons.
AUGACGAUAAAGGAGCGAGCACUUGAAGCCCUCCUUUGUCCUAGGUGCAGUAGAACAGGGCGGUGGAGACUGUCUCAAGGACCUAGGAUGUUCUCCCUUCUCCUGGUCCUCUUUCUGAGCCAUGGAAGUGUGUGCCAGAGAGACCCAAGCUCCAGGCAGGAUUUACACCCAUUGUUGCAGAAAAUGGCGGAAGAAAUAAUAGAGGGAAACUAUCUGAAUGCAUUUCUGGAUCUCGUACAGUUUGGAAGCUCCCACGUGUGGACUGCAGACCUGUCCCAAAGAGUCCUUACCUACCUGAACUCACGGGAUGUGGCCUUUACCAUCCCCAGCCUGCAGGCAGUCAUGGAAACCCACCUGGAGCAAUAUUUGUACCAGCCCCAGAAGCUUCUGGAAGACCUGAGGGACGCUGAUGCCCAGCAGUUCCGUACUGCCAUGAAAUGCCUUUUGGAAGACAAGUGGGACCACCUGGACCUGAAGGACACUGUCAUCAACUUGGGAGACAUUUGGGAAACAGCCCUUCAGAGCCCUGGGGUGAACCGCAGCCUGUUUCUCAUCACACUGGAGCGCUGUUUCCAGGUGCUGAACCCCUUGGAGUGUGUGGAGGUCCUGGGCAGGGUGCUCAGAGGGUCCUCGGGCAGCUUUCUGCAGCCGGAUGUCAUCGAGCAGCUACCCCAGGACCUGCGGGAAGAUGCCUUUAAGAACCUAUCUGCAGUGUUCAAAGAUGUCUAUGACCAAACCUCAGCUCACACCCAGAGAGCUCUCUACUCCUGGAUGACUGGGAUCCUGAGGACACCCUUCAACAUCACUGAUGGCUCAGUUUCAUGGGUCAGUGCUGAAAAAUUAUGGAUUUUGGGCAGAUACAUGGUUCAUCUAUCAUUUGAAGAAAUUAUGAAGAUCAGUUCUAUAGAAAUUGGGCUGUUUAUCAGCUAUGACAACGCCACCAAGCAGCUGGACACGGUGUAUGAUGUCACCCCUGAACUGGCUCAGGCAUUUCUGGAGAGGAUCCGCUGCUCCAGCUUUGACAUGAGGAAUAUCUCCACCAUCCACAGGUUGGGGCUGUUGGUUUGUUUCUAUGAUGAUCUGGAGCUGCUGGACGCCACCCUGGCCCAAGUCCUUCUCCACCAGAUGCUCAAGUGCAGCCGCCUCCAGGGCUUCCAGGCUGGCAUCCAGAAGCUCAAGGCCAGCCUUCUGGACAUUGCUACAGAGAACCAGACCCUCAACGAGACCCUGGGCUCUCUGUCGGAUGCAGUUGUGGGUCUGAGCAGCAGGGAGCUGGAAUCUCUCUCCCCCAAGGCAGUGCACAGUGCCAUCUCUACCCUCAACCAGGUUACAGGCUGGAGCAGAAGCCAGAUCUGCAUCUUGUCUGCCAAAUACUUGGCCCAGGAAAAGGUGCUGUCCUUCUACAGCGCCAGCCAGAUGGGCAUGCUGCUCACAGGGGUCAGCACAGAAGCCUUCUACAACAUGGACCACAAGGACCUCUGGCAGGUCCUGAGAAGCCCUGUUUGCCAGCAUGUGUCUGGUCUGUCCCCUGCCCAGCAGCAAGCUAUCCUCAGGAAGCUGAUGGAAGCAGAAGAUGCCGCUGCUUCCGGCCUUGUGGAGGUGCCCAGAGUUCUGUUCAAGGAAGUGUCUCUCUCUGAUCUGUGGAAAGGAUCCCGGCUCAACGCUACAGUCCUGAAGGAGAAGGAGCUGCGGAGGAGCCAGGCCUUGUUCCUGUAUGAGCUUCUGGAGAAGACCACGGACAGGCCUGAAGAGAUCCUGAGUGCUGGGCAGCUGGUGAAAGGUGUGCAAUGCUCACACAUCGAUGCUAUGAGUGCCCAUGUCUUCCUGGCCCACUUCCAGUAUUUCGAGAACAACUUCUCCCUGCUUUCACCAGAUCAGGUCAAUUGUCUGGCAUGGAAAUACUGGGAAGUCUCAAGGUCCUCCUUGCCACCGUUCCUCUUGACGACCCUCCCGUCCCGCUUCCUGGCUUCCAUUCCCACAUCCCGCUGUGUGCGUUUUCUGAUCAGCCUGGGGAAGAGACACUUGAACACCUUGGUUUUAGAUUCCCAUAAAAGGAGUUUGGUCAUCAAGAAGGUGCAACAGUGUCUGGAAGGUGUCAUUGCCGAUGAGCACACUGUGGAUAUUGUGGGAAACCUCCUGUGCCAUCUGCCAGCUGCCUUCAUUGAGAGAGGGAUCUCACCCAGAGCCUGGGCCACUGCUCUGCAUGGCCUCAGGGGCUGCACAGCUCUCAGCUUUGAGCAGAGGGCUGCGGUAAAGUCCAGGCUUCUGGAGCAGUGGGGACCGCCUCAGAACUGGGCAGCAGAGACGAUGAAGGACGUGGCGCCUUUCUUAGCAUUUUUCUCAGGAGAUGAAUUGCGCACAAUGGCCACAAAGUUUCCUGACAUCCUACAACAAACAGCUUCCAAGAUGGUUGGGAUGUUGCCCCCCGAAGAAUUCCUCUGGGCUGUCUUUGAGUCUGUUCGGAACAGCAGUAAUGAGAGCCCCAGCGCUGACCUCACCUUUGGUUGUCAUGGAAUUGUGGCUCCCUCUUCUGAUGAUAUCUUCAAGUUGGCUGAAGCCAAUGCCUGCUGGGAACCUGAGGCCCUUCUUUGCAUGGAGGGGGACACUUUUAUCAGGAAUGUGGAACUGCUAGGAGCCGUGAAGGGUUUCCGCAGACCUCAACUAAUGGCCCUGAAGGAGAAGGCAAUCCAGGUUUGGAACGUGCCCUCACACUGGAAACACCACCACAUUGUCUCUCUGGGGUACAUUGCUUUGGCUCUCAAUGAGAGUGAGUUGGAGCAGCUGGACCUCAGCUCUAUAGACACUGUGACAUCCCUCGGUCAGCAGUCGGAAUGGACCCCCGGGCAGGCUAAAACCAUUCUGAAGGCAUUUCUUGAAGAUUCAGGCUAUGGUAUCCAGGAUCUGAAGAGUUUCCAUCUGGUUGGUCUUGGUUCCAUUCUUUGUGCUAUGGACACCACUGAAAUUCCACUUAUAAAGACCUCAGAAUUCAGGACAGUGGUAGCUAGGAUUGGGACACUGCUCUGCAGCACCCCCAUCUUGGCUGAGUUUAAGAAGAAAGCAGAAAUUGUAUUUGGGAGACCCACCGAGUGGACCAGCUCCAUCUUGCAGGAACUAGGGACCAUCGCAGCCGGGUUAACUAAGGCAGAGCUCCGAGUGCUCGACAAGGAUCUGAUGCCUCACUUCAAGCCCUCAGCCAUAAGAUGCCUGCCUGGUGAGAUGUUCAAAGAGCUGUCCACGGAGCAGAUUGCUUCCUUGGGUCCUCAGAAUGCUGCCUCGGUGACCAACUCCCAGCGCCUACAGCUCAGCUCAGCACAGCUGCAGAGCCUCCAGCGGGCACUAGAUGGCGCCAAGACUCACUCCUGGCAGGAUGAUCUUGUGAGUGCCGGCCCUACCUCCACUGGGUCCCCAACAGGAGAGCCCACCUCCCAGGGUCUUUGGCUUGGCUGUCCCCUGCUACUUCUGAUGGCCAAGUCCCUAUGCUGA